AGAAAGCGCCGCGGUUUAAAGUGUCCACAUCUCCAGUUCCAGCAGCACAGAAAUAACAGCUGAAGUCUUUGUUUUCCUCAGCGGCUUCACAUCACAUCACAAUCUCAGUCACACACUGCUGUCAUUUGUUUUCUGUUCAUGCGUUCACAUUCACAUCCUGUGUUUGUUUUGUUUCAUUGGUAUUUUCCACAGGCAUUUUCUUUUGGAUGGAGGUAAUUUUCUCUAUGAUGCAACUUCUGCCACUUCCGCGUCUCAUACUGAAAAGGUAGUUUUGUGGCAGCUGUCAUUUGGUUGUAAAUGAAACUCACAUGACGAGUCCAGAGAGCAGAUAGACGGGAAACUCGACUUCCUCCUUUGAGUGUGAAGGUGAAUGUUUGAAGAGAGGAAGCGCUUUCUACACAGGAGAAAAUAAACCGGCUGGAUUAUUCUGCAACAAGAUGCACAUUCUGUGUGUGCUGUUGCUUCUGACCUGUCUGGUCCUCGGCCGAUCUUCACCUGCUUUAAACAAGUUGUGGGAAGAGUGGAAAAUGGAACAUAGUAAGGUUUACAACAAUCAGACGGAGCUGAGCUUCAGGAGAGCCGUGUGGCAGAAGAACGUGCACUUGGUGCUGAGACACAACCAGGAGGCCGCGGCGGGAAAACACAGGUUCACUUUGGGACUGAAUCACCUGGCUGACAUGACAGCAGAGGAGAUCAAUGAGAAGCUGAACGGCCUGAGGCUGGAAGAGCCUGUUCCUUUAAGAAAUUACACUUUAAAGGAAGUGAGUGGAUUACCCAUGCCUCAGAGUGUGGACUGGAGGAAGGAGGGUCUGGUCAGUCCUGUCCAAAACCAAGGUUUGUGCGGGUCCUGCUGGGCCUUCAGCUCUAUGGGAGCUCUCGAGGGACAGAUGAAGAAGAAAACCGGCGUCCUGGUUCCCCUGAGUCCACAGAACCUGGUGGACUGCAGCACCGCUGAUGGAAACAGUGGCUGCAGAGGAGGAUUCAUCUCCAAAGCCUUCAGCUACGUCAUCCGCAACAGCGGCGUCGACUCUGAGAAGUUUUACCCUUACCAACAAAAGGAUGGGAAAUGUCAUUACUCCGUCAAAGGAAAAGCUGGACACUGUUCCAGGUUUCACAUCCUUCCUCAGGGAGACGAGCGCACGCUACAGGCUGCGGUGGCAUCAGUGGGACCCGUGGCUGUGGCUGUGAACGCUAUGUUACCGUCCUUCCAUCUGUACAGAGGAGGUUUAUACAACGCCUCUGGCUGCAACCCAAGGUUAAUAAAUCAUGCCGUUCUACUUGUGGGCUAUGGCACGGACAGGGGACAAGAAUACUGGCUCAUAAAAAACAGUUGGGGAACUGCAUGGGGAGAGGAAGGCUUUAUACGACUGGCAAAGAAUAAAAAUAACCUCUGUGGCAUCGCCAGCUUUGCAGUUUACCCAACACUGUGAAAACACCACCUGAACUGUGAAUGUCAAAAACACAACACAUGAGGAUAUUUCACCAAAAUGUUCCUCUGCUACACUGUAUUUUAUAUAUUUAUAUAUGUGUAUUUUAAGUGUUUGUUACCAUUGCAAAUUGGUGGAGAUAAAUCCUGUUUGAAUAUUCUACAGAUAUUCACUCAGUUACACUUCAAAGAACCGACUGACUCCAAACAACUACCAUAGACACACGGGACACACCUCGAUUUUAUUGGAUCUUAGUAUUUCAUAUUUUGAAUAUAAAAAUAAAUGCUUUUUUAAAUCAUUAUAAUUCAUAAUAUCACCCACUAACUCCAAAUUACAACAGAUAUUCAGAGGUGGAAAGAGUCCUGAAAUAUUCCACUCAAGUAAAAGUGCCACUAUUUUCAUAACAUUUUACUGAAGUACAAGUAAAAGUACUGAUCUAAAAACUUAUUCAAGAUAGAACAUUUUACUUUAGUGAAAGUUACUUAGUUACUUUUUUAACAAGGUUGUGGUUCUUUCUUGUGUCUUGAAAAAAGGACAAGGGGACACAAAUAUCACAUAAAUUGUUUUAAAUUAAAGGCAAAUCUGUACAAACACUGAAUGCAUCAGUCAAAAUGGGUCAAAGGUCACAAAUACUUUAACUUUCUCACACACUCAGGGACCUUAAUUAACGCCAGUUCACCUGUCCUCACCAUUCACUCACCUGUCCUUAUCAUCCAAAGUUUUCGGUGCGUGAUUUAUUUAUGUUUUAUUUAUUAAUUUUAUUUUUUAAAUUCAGGCCAACAUUGUUGUACUCCGUAACAGAUCUGAUUUAAAGCGUAGUGAAGUGAAUUACUUUCAAAAGACAUACUUAAGUAAAAGUAAAGUGACACAUUUUAAAAAGUACA
This is a messenger RNA of Solea solea (common sole), 2311 nucleotides long. RefSeq names its product cathepsin S, ortholog 1 (gene ctss1). Gene Ontology annotation, molecular function: cysteine-type endopeptidase activity. The record is from RefSeq and is a predicted model, not a curated record. Gene Ontology annotation, cellular component: lysosome. NCBI's taxonomy places the organism in Eukaryota, Metazoa, Chordata, Actinopteri, Pleuronectiformes, Soleidae. Gene Ontology annotation, biological process: immune response. The transcript has 8 exons. Bases 438 to 1430 code for a protein of 330 amino acids.